This is a messenger RNA of Megachile rotundata (alfalfa leafcutting bee), 650 nucleotides long. RefSeq lists its product as uncharacterized. Lineage: Eukaryota; Metazoa; Arthropoda; Insecta; Hymenoptera; Megachilidae. The record is from RefSeq and is a predicted model, not a curated record.
CAUUCCAUUCUUAAAAGAUGCAGCAAACUUACGACAGGAUAACGAUACCAAAGAUAGUGGUGUGCUCAAAAUCGAGCCUGGACGAGCGAGUGGACGCCGACGAUUGCGAGAGAAGGUUGAUCCAGAGGAGGAUGAUGAGAUCACGAAACAGAAGGCAUUCAAGACGAUUCUCCACGUCGAUCGUCGACCGUCGGUCGCCGUCUUCGUCUCGCAGUCCAUCUCCGUCGUUCAACAGGUCUCGCUCUCAUAUAGAAACGUCCACAGAUGAUCCCGAAGAUCAGGACGAGACUCGCAUAACUAACUGUCUGUCGGAUAACGAUAAGAGCGACGUGAACUGCAAAAACAAGCAUUCCAGAUAUUGUGGAUGUACCAAAGAGAAUAACGGAGAGACUUGUACGGGAUACCAACAGUAUCUGGAAUUGCUACAGGUGCCGUCGAGUAACCUGGAAUGGGGAGAGGGUAGCGGUGAUGACCUCAGUUCAGAGUGGGAAUCUGACCAUACGGAUAGGUCUAACGAGCGUACAAUCCCGAAGGUAACAGUGAGAAAUGACGGAAUCGUCGAUUAUCUUCUUCUCAGAGAUGUCUCAAUAUUCGUUCCAUCAUGUUAAUCAAAGUGCAUCUUCAUUCUGUUGCAGUCGUCCGGCUGGAGG